AUGAAUUCCGAUCAUUUUCAGCAGAAUCCUCAACAUCACGACUUGCCAUGGGACUUUCAAGCUUCGGAGAAUAUUGGGACAACAGCACAAUCGCAAGCUGCUGACAUAUUUCCAUCAUUUGACGGUCUGCCUCGAAUCGGUCAAGAUCAGUACUUCAUGGCUAGUUCAUCAUCAUCCCCCAUGCCCAACAAUGGCUACAACCUCAAUACAUCCCAAAUGGCGAAUUCUCAAAAUCUAAAUUCGUGGACGCAUCAAGCGCCACCAAAUCCUGGUUUUGGAGACGGUGGGAAUGAUUACUCCUACGAUUGUCCGGAUAAUCUCUCUGGCCUUGAACAAGAACAGUCUCUCAAAGCUUUUGAUAGCACUCCUCGAACUACUUGGCAACAGCCAUAUGCUAACAUGACCGUGACUUUACCGGUAUAUCCUUUUGAUGCCCGCGACAAUCUUGGACUCAUGGCGCCAUCGAGGGCGGAGUAUGGGGGAAGACUUAACGAUUGCAUCAUGAUGGACGCAACACACAAGUCACUGGAUUCCACGUCCCCCUCCAGCCUAUGCUCCGAGGAUGAUGGACACAGCUCGCGAGAGCCUAUGGCAAUGGAUAUCGAUGCUGAUGGCCACGGCGCGGAUGAGCAGCCAUAUGCAAAGUUGAUCUAUCGAGCACUGAUGAGUGCGCCAGAUCAUUCCAUGGUUUUACAGGAAAUUUACCGUUGGUUCCGGGAAAACACCACCAAAGGGAGUUCGGACACCAAAGGUUGGAUGAACAGCAUUCGUCACAAUCUUUCAAUGAACGCUGCAUUCAAAAAAACGGAACGAAAGAUCCCUGGAGAAGAGACGAAAAAGUCUACUGAGUGGGUUCUAGAAGACUUCGCCAUCAGAGAUGGAGUGCAGUCUACAACGAGAUAUCGCAAAGGGAUAGGCAACAAGAAAUACGUCAAAGCAGAAAGCAACACAAGUCAAAGCUAUCCGAGUCGGCACAAUUAUACUGCGAUUCGGAAGCCUUCGUUUCACUCCGUAAGCAAGGGCAAAUUACAACGCCAACGAGGGAGGGACGAUCCGAUCUCAAGACGAAUGAUUCCGACAUCUUCCAGAUCCGAAUCGGCAAGAUACUCAAGUGGCCAGUUUCAUGCCUCGAACGUUACUUCUGUGUCGAGAUCUCCGCGAAGGUCGCCUCUGACACCGGUUCCAGAAAGAGCUGGAACUUACAGUCCAGUCAUUAAAGAGGAAAACUACAAUCCUGCGUACGAACUCUACAGCCUCGAAGAUUGCCAAGGAGUGCUUCCCGAUGACCACGACCCGAUUUUUAUGGACAACCAAAAUUCACAGUUUAUGCAAGUUCAUCCGAUGUGUGGCAGCAACCAAUACUAA
Molecule: messenger RNA, 1365 nt
Organism: Sclerotinia borealis F-4128
Lineage: Eukaryota; Fungi; Ascomycota; Leotiomycetes; Helotiales; Sclerotiniaceae
Source: the annotation of a GenBank genome assembly